Molecule: messenger RNA, 2066 nt
Organism: Momordica charantia (bitter melon)
Lineage: Eukaryota; Viridiplantae; Streptophyta; Magnoliopsida; Cucurbitales; Cucurbitaceae
Gene: OTP70
Product: Tetratricopeptide repeat (TPR)-like superfamily protein
Biological process (GO): RNA modification
Molecular function (GO): RNA binding; protein binding
Source: RefSeq, a predicted model, not a curated record
ACGAUGUCCAUGCGCUGCGAUAAUGCUUUAAAAUCCCAUAAUGACCGCUUUGUAACCGCCAUUUUGCCUCUUUAAACGGUUUGUUUGCCCAAUGCUGAUCUCUCUGCAACUGUCGACUUCGCUUCCUCCCUUCUGUUCUUCCAAACCCAAGAAAUCCAAGAAAGAGAGAAGGAAACUUCUUCAAGAAAAACUAAUUCGCAUCAGCAAAUCCAAACACUCCACUCUCUCUUUCCCUAAAUCCUCAUCAACCCCUCUCUUAAUCCACCACAAACCCUUCUCCCAAACCAAAAUUCAAGCCCUUGAAGCUGUCCUCGAUGACCUUGAAGCUUCCCUCGAGAAUGGCGUCCCUCUUGAUGCUGAAAUUUUCUCUUCCCUUUUGGAAACUUGUUACCAAUUGCGAGCCAUUGGCUAUGCUAUUCGGAUUCAUCGCCUAAUACCCACCACUCUCUUACGGAGAAAUGUGGGCGUUUCUUCCAAACUUCUUCGUCUGUAUGCUUCUUUUGGGUACAUGGAGAGUGCACACCAGGUGUUUGAUGAAAUGUGUAAACGGAAUGUCUCUGCAUUUGCUUGGAAUUCUCUCAUUUCUGGGUAUGCUGAACUUGGUCUUUAUGAAGAUGCUCUGGCCUUGUACUUUCAAAUGGAGGAAGAAGGUGUUGAACCCGAUCACUUCACUUUUCCUCGUGUGCUCAAGGCCUGUGGUGGCAUUGGGUCAAUUCAAAUAGGGGAGGCGGUGCACCGGCAUAUCGUGCGUUCGGGCUUUGCAGGUGAUGUCUUUGUCCUCAAUGCUCUAGUUGACAUGUAUUCCAAGUGUGGUGACAUUGUGAGGGCUAGAAAAGUAUUUGAUCAGAUUGUCUGUAAGGAUACAGUUUCAUGGAACUCGAUGCUCACUGGUUACACACGCCACGGGCUUCUCUUGGAGGCAUUGGACAUCUUUGAUCAAUUGAUUCGAGAAGGCUACGAGCCGGAUUCAGUUGCUUUAUCCACCAUUCUUUCUAACAUUUCGUCGUUGAAAUUCAAGCUACACAUCCAUGGAUGGGUAAUUCGCCAAGGAGUCGAAUGGAAUUUGUCCAUUGCUAACUCCUUGAUUGUCGUGUAUGCCAACAGUGGUAAGAUUGACAGAGCAAAAUGGCUGUUCCAGCAGAUGCCUCAAAAAGACACAAUCUCUUGGAACUCCGUAAUCUCUGCUCAUUCCAAUACCUCAGAAGCUUUGGAAUAUUUUGAACAAAUGGAGAGCCAUGGUGUUUUGCCAGACACUGUAACAUUUGUGUCAUUGCUGUCAACUUGUGCCCAUCUGGGCUUGGUGAAGGAAGGGGAAAGGUUACAUUCUGUAAUGAAAGGGAAGUAUGGAAUAAGGCCAACCAUGGAACAUUAUGCUUGUAUGGUGAAUCUUUAUGGGAGGGCAGGGCUGAUUGAAGAAGCUUAUAGAAUCAUAAUAAGAGGGAUGGAGCUCGAGGCGGGUCCGACCGUAUGGGGGGCGUUGCUGUAUGCGUGCUUUCUUCGCAACGGCAGUGUAGAUAUUGCUGAGAUUGCUGCUGAAAAGCUUUUCGAAUUGGAGCCAGAUAACGAGCUGAAUUUCGAGCUUUUGAUGAAGAUUUAUGGCAAUGCUGGGAGAUCAGAAGACGAGAAGAGAGUGAGAUUGAUGAUGAAGGAACGAGGAUUAGAUGGAUGAACUCAUCUGCAUAACAGUUGUUGCUAAUGAGUAUUCACAAAGAGGUGAGAAUGGAUUCAAGGUGUUCAUCUGAGCAACCAGUUCCAGGUUAGUUCUGUCUCCAUUCUCAUUUGCCAUAUUUUCUUGGCUCUUUAUAAGCUAUUGUCUAAUCGUUUUUGUAAAUAGAAUCAGCUAAUCUCAGUUAUGAUUCACAACCCAAACUAGUUUCUUUGGCAAAUUUUGUGUCAUAAUAUUACCAAGUUCAUAAAAAAUGAAUUGCCAUAUAACCACCCUUCGCUAUUGGGAUAGUGAAAAAGGCAUUAAGAAUUUUGGGAGAUGGAUUCAAAGUUCAAAUUCUAUGAUAUCUCAGUAAGAUAAAUGUUAUAAGGUUAAAUAGUUAUUUUGUGCGAUUAGUCAA